AUGACUGUACUGCGCUUAACUUUCAUUAUAUUAAUAAAUGGCUGUAACAAGAUCGAGGUGACCUUUGACAUCGACGGCAAUGGCAUUCUGAACGUAUCAGCGGUGGACAAGAGCAUGGGCAAAGAGAACAAGAUCACCAUCACCAACGACAAGGGGCGGCUCAGCAAAGAAGAUAUUGAGAGGAUGGUGCAGGAUGCCGACAAAUACAAAGCUGAGGACGACGCACAGAGGGAGAAGAUAGCAGCCAAGAACUCCCUGGAGUCGUACGCCUUCAAUAUGAAGAAUAUGAAAUAA
Molecule: messenger RNA, 294 nt
Organism: Coregonus clupeaformis (lake whitefish)
Lineage: Eukaryota; Metazoa; Chordata; Actinopteri; Salmoniformes; Salmonidae
Product: heat shock 70 kDa protein-like
Exons: 2
Coding region: 1-294 (97 amino acids)
Biological process (GO): protein refolding; cellular response to unfolded protein
Cellular component (GO): vesicle; blood microparticle; cytoplasm
Molecular function (GO): ATP hydrolysis activity; ATP binding; ubiquitin protein ligase binding
Source: RefSeq, a predicted model, not a curated record